Molecule: messenger RNA, 1311 nt
Organism: Talaromyces rugulosus
Lineage: Eukaryota; Fungi; Ascomycota; Eurotiomycetes; Eurotiales; Trichocomaceae
Exons: 3
Coding region: 1-1311 (436 amino acids)
Source: RefSeq, a predicted model, not a curated record
AUGCAUAAAGACCGUCGAAGAAAGCGGGAUACUGUACCUACCUCGGUUCAUAAUAGAGAAACUGCGGAGGAAACUGGCUCCUCAGAUAGAGCCAUAGAUAGGGUUCCGCCUUACCGAUUGACCCUGCCACGGUUCAAUGGAACUGUAGAGGGUGCAGAAUUGUUGCUACUAGCCCCGUUGACAUCGGUACAUAUCGGCCGUGCGGCUAGAGAGUAUCUCUCUUCUAAUUUAUUACGGUUCAUCCUGCCCUCACUUGGAGAAGAAGCUUCGUAUGUGACUCAUGUUCCUUGUCGAUUGGGGCAUGAAGUUGCCCUAGACCAUGCAGUUCAAUGCGUUGUCGCUGCGUUUCACGCAUUGCAUAGUCAAUCUUCCUCGAAGCAGAAGACUCUCUCAUUGUACAUGCGUGCAUUGAACAGUCUUCAACAGGCUAUUAACGAUCCGGAGAGAUCACUUUCUGCAGAGACUUUGUGUGCGACCGAACUGCUCUGUCUUUUUGAAUACUUGACUAAUGACAUCGAUAAAGCUUGGCUUCAACAUACCCGGGGCGCCGCUUUGUUAAUCGAGCACCGUGGCCCUGAGAUGUUUACGACUGAGUUUGAAAUGUCUCUCUUGAUUGGCCAGAUGGGGAUUAUUACAACAGAAUCAUAUUUUGAUAGCAAACACUGCUUUCUCGAGCAAGAUGCCUGGAUGUCUACUUUGCAAUCUGCUAUUUCCCCAAACAGUCAAUUUUCUGAUCGUAGUGAGAGGGUCAUCUCGUUAUACGAGAGUCUCAUUGAGCUCACUGGUCUUUUCAGCGAUUGUAUUACUAUAGUUAUGAACCCCGAUGAACACGAUGGUGUGCUGUACGAAACACUAGUCCGGAAAGUUUACACGAGACGAGAGGCUCUGUCGACAUGGUAUCACAGGUGGAGCAAAAAUAUACCUAACGAGAUGGAAGAUAAAACAUCAUCUCCGAUGACUGACGGCCCCUACCUAUGGCCACAAAUCCUAGUCACGUAUCAAGCCUGUGUUCUGAUGACUAAUCGAAUGCUGGUUGCACUCGACCGAACCCUAGGAUAUCUUCUAGAACCCGAAUCGCUAGAAAUCGCAGGUCAGAUUUUGACGAUCCGAAGUUCACGACAGACCGAUAUUCGCGCUGGUAGUAUGAUGGCCAGUUUAUCGGUCGCUCACUCCAUCCUGGAUACAGCAGAGGACUGGCAUCGAGAUAUAGUUGACGUUGACCUGUCUGCCAAGCGUGCAUAUGGAAAACCGGUUCUAAUAUCACCUGAGAAGUUCCGUCAUUGGGUUGGACUGAUGGGUGUCAAUAUCUGA